Haliotis rubra (blacklip abalone) is the source of this 1327-nucleotide messenger RNA. RefSeq names its product inositol monophosphatase 1-like. Gene Ontology annotation, molecular function: inositol monophosphate 1-phosphatase activity. The transcript has 9 exons. Lineage: Eukaryota; Metazoa; Mollusca; Gastropoda; Lepetellida; Haliotidae. The record is from RefSeq and is a predicted model, not a curated record. Gene Ontology annotation, biological process: signal transduction; inositol metabolic process; phosphatidylinositol phosphate biosynthetic process.
GCUCACUCUAAAUUGUUUCAUGCAAGAGCUCGCUGAGGUUGACUGUCAGUUGUAUAAGUUUGACAUCAUUUCUUCAAAUCCUAAACUGGUCACCACUCCAUCAUGUCUGUACAAGUCAGCUCUCAGCAACUGCAGGAAUUCUUGGAUUUUGCAGUGGAAGUAGCGAAGAAGGCUGGGGAGAUGAUAAAAGAUGGAUUUUCAAAGAAGAAAAAUGUGGAAACAAAACAGAGCAAUGCUGAUCUUGUGACGGAAACUGACCAGGCGGUGGAAAAAUGGGUGAUUGAAUACAUCAAGGAAAGAUACCCGUCACACAAGUUUAUUGGUGAGGAGUCAACAGUCAACGACAUCCCAUGUGACUUCACAGAUGAUCUGACGUGGAUUGUCGAUCCUAUAGAUGGAACCACCAAUUUUGUACAUAGCAUUCCUGAAGUAUCAUAUUCCAUGGGAUUGACAGCUAAUAAGGAGGUGAUAGUGGGUGUGGUCUACAUACCUGUCCUUGACAUUAUGUACACCAGCAUGAAAGGUCAUGGGUCACACUGUAAUGGAAGGAAGCUGCUGUAAGCAGUGUGGAAGGUGAGUGAUCUGAAGCAGAGUAUUGUCAUUCACGAAGGGGGAAGUUCCCGGGUACCAACAGUAGUGGACACCAAGAUGAAAAACAUCCAUACUAUCGUCACACACAGUCAUGGUAUCCGAGCAUACGGAUCUGCUGCCAUCAACUUCUGCCGUGUGGCCGACGGACAGGGGGAGGCCUACGUGGAAUACGGCAUUCACUGCUGGGACUUUGUGGCUGGCAUGUUGAUAGCUCAAGAGGCUGGGGCGUACGUCAUGGACCCAGACGGUGGGCCAUGUGACCUGAUGAAGAGGCGGGUUCUAGUUGCAUGCACAGAGAAAGUGGCCAGGGAAUUGUCUGCAAUAUUGACCCACUUAGACAUGGGUAGAGACUGAGGUUGUUACGCACAACACUGUGUGCAGUAAAUGUAAAAAUCUGUCUCAUUAAAAUCAAAUUUCCAACUUCCCACAACCAGUACCGGGGGUAAACAAAGAUUUAAGGACAUCUUUCUGAUCACCUUUAUAUGACCUUUCAACUGACCAAUCAGAGGGCUGUUUGCCACAUCUGAAGACUGACAACUGGAAAUGGUCAACUCAGAGUAUUCCAAAUUAUAUUUAUGGACUGGACGACUAUUCCAUCAAAAUCAUCGUCUGUUCCUUAUUUCAGAUUUAAACUUGUGUUUAAGUGUUCAGUAUUUUACAAGACACAGUCUGGAUGCAUAUCACUGGGUUAACUUGUGCCAUAAAGCUCAAUAAAAUUUGCUUUCUGAUUGGCUAA